Messenger RNA from Verticillium alfalfae VaMs.102, 3615 nucleotides. RefSeq lists its product as hypothetical. Bases 1 to 3615 code for a protein of 1204 amino acids. Lineage: Eukaryota; Fungi; Ascomycota; Sordariomycetes; Glomerellales; Plectosphaerellaceae. The record is from RefSeq and is a predicted model, not a curated record. The transcript has 3 exons.
AUGUCGGAGAAGGAUGCCUCCUCUGUCCUAUUCACUUCGACGAGGCGCCCCAGCCGGGCAUCGACGCCUGCCAGCCGCCGCGAGCGGACGAGCCACGAGACUGCCGAGUCGAGUGCCGCUGCUGGUGGUAGCAGCAGUAGCAUGACCGCCCCCACCACCGAGACGACGCUGGCCAUCGCUUCGCCCGACGAAGUCGCUGGCCACCCGAUACCGAGACAGCACGCGGUCGAGAACGCAAACGGGAGUGCCACGAAGGAGGCCAAGGGCUACCGGACGCAUAAGAUUCGCUCCAGUGGCGGGUUUCUGCUGCAGGAAACACUACGAGAUGCUGCCUCCCACGACGGGAGCCAGUCACAUCAACGACGCCAGUCCCGCCUGACGCCGCAAUCACGUCGAACGAGGGGAUCUCCCAGACCGUCAGAAAAGUCGGGUUCCAGUGCCGGCUACGAUGCCAACCUGCCGUACAAUGCCGACAGUCCAUCCAGAGGGGCUGUUUUCCCGCCUCAUCACGAUGCAUCACAAGGCCUCACAGUCAGGAAGAGGCCCGUCCCAAAUGGAAAGGCUGUCGAACCAGUGUCGCCACCGCGGGCCCAAAGCCAGGGGUUCGAGAUGGACUCGGCACAGAUUGUGAACAUGGCCCUCAACCUGAGUGAAUCCAGAAGAUUAGCUUCGAGGCGAAAUGCAUCAAACGCUGUGCCGCCUGUCCUCGCGCCUCUACCCGACAGUGCGGCAGGAGGAAUCCACCACAGUGCCCUCACCAGCAAGACGACUCUCGCAACAUCUCUCCGCGGCAGGUCGGGGCGCAUCGCCCGCCUCCCAUCAGGCUCGAGGAUGAACACGCCUCUGCAAGCUUCUUUCGACCUUGGCCGUGAGAGCUCAUACAGAUACCAAUUCUCUCCCUCGACGUUGGCUCGAGCACAGAAGGCCAAGGAGCACCUGGAGCUCAUGGCACAGUACCGACGCAUGUUGGAGCUCGUCCCACCUCUUAAUGCAAACGCCCGGCGACCGACAACCGCCAGCCCACCAUCAUCCCCGGCCGAACUAUCGAGGACCUCUACACUGGCAAGCGCGGAUGGGAGCGCAAGGUUUGGACGACCUUAUAACCCACUGCAGUACAUCCGCAACCGCAAAGUUCGAGCCCGUGAGCGCAAGGCCAUCGACGGCGAAGCUCAAGGCUUCAGCGACGUCAAGAAGGUCACGGACUGGGUGGAUAACGUGGCAAGGUGGGCGGCAACUGGACAGUCCAUCUUGCCUGAUGGUCCUUCGUUGCCGCCAUUUGCCGAUGCGGACAUGCACGCACAAGCAACAUCGCCUUCGGCCAACGUUGUCAAGCCCAAAAGACCCAAAGUGGACUGGCUCAUUGAGCCGGCCGAUAUGAUCGCCGAUGCAUACUGGCUCGAGCAGGACAACCACCUACAGUUGAUCGAAGACCGCCAAUGGCGACGAAUUUUUCCUCCUUCAUCAAACCUGUUCAGACCCUUGACAGGCCAAACAGAUAUGUCUAGGCCAGAGUCACUCAUGACAACUCACACACGGGGCUCGCUCGAAAUUCCUCUGAACCAGAGGACCGGAAACCCAAGACCAAUUAAGACGGAUAGCGAGCACUCCCACAGUAGUGCCCGAGAGCGAGCCCGCCAAAAGCUUCAUGAGCUCAAGGGCUUGCAUCAUCGACACGGCUCGCAUAGCCAUACCGACAUACGGAGAUUAACCAAGGCACCCCACUCGGAUCUCUCAGACAGCGAAGAGGAAGCCAAAGAGAGGAGGAUGCCACAACGCACAUUUACCAGCAACAGCAGGGACAUUCUUGAGAAGCAGAUGCUCGAGAUGAUAGCCAGGGAGGCCAGAGAGAACGGAUCGGACACGCAAUCGGUCGAUGCUGCCAUUGCUGCGCUGCUGACACCCGAACGCGGCCCUCCCUCCUCAUCACAGCCUGGCACUCGCGAGCAGAGCCGGAAGCAGUCUCUUGCUGAAGCAAGCGAGUCUGACGACACGCCUUGCAAGACGCAGGCGCAAGCUGCCACCCUUCGUCAGCGAGUAGGGAGGUCUAGCUUGGAGAUCCCAAUGCCUACGCGCAGGACUCCAUUUAUCCCGACAAUUGGGUCCGACCUCUCAGCGCUGCCUAGUCGUGCUGGAUCUCCCACGCGCAACCCUUUCCACAAGGUGAAGAGUAUCUUCCGCGAGAGGAGCAAGGAACGUGGAAACGAUCCUUCCGAGACGCGAGAUGGCGACCUCGGUCCUCCGAUUGACCUCAAGGGCAUUGUGACCGAGUCUCCUCAACCGAUGUCGGAAACUCCCGAGAGGCGAGGAUCGAGAAGUCCUCCGAGAAACCUAUUGCCACGACAGCCGACCGAUACGUACAGGGCAGGCCCCAAGCGUAGAAGCGACGAGUCUGGAGCCAAGGGACUGUUCAAGGGGGCGCGCCUGGAUACGUUGAUCCGCGAAGGCGCAUCCAAAUUAGGUGACUUUAUCUGGCGGAAGGACUCUGAGCAGGAUGAUGGCAACCAGUCUGACGGCGAGGCCACGGCGACUGACGAGUCGGAUGCUGAGCCGGCUAGGGGCAGGCGCAGGGCGAAUCUGUCUCUAUCGCGGACAACAUCGUUAUCCAUGCGAGACCGUCGAGAAGCGCAGCUCCAGAAAGGCAAGAACUAUUUGGACGUAAUGCCUACAUUCCAGCAUGCUUCACACGAUAGGUUGGCCCCUAGCCAGUUGGAAGCCCCCGGCCUUCAGUCAUCCAGGCCUCCUAGUCGGUCGUCCCGGUUUGACUUGCUGAAACCGCCUCGCAUCGACGUUCACCAUGCAUCACCGUCAACAUCACCGCCAGCGACAGGGCAGCGUGGCGAGUUGGAAGACUCCGAAUCUCAAACACAGCGAGGAAGUACGUCCCACGAGGAUGUACAUAAAGCAGGCCGCCGUCUCAGCUCCGUGAUCUCGAUGCCGCAAUCCUUCAACAGGGACCGCCUUGGCUCACUGGCUACUACUUUUGACGGUCGCCACUGGUCGAUCUCCGACCGCAGCCCCUCCCCGCAGCGCGCCCCUCUGAGCCGUCACGAGGUAGCCCGUCUGCGCGCCCUAGUGCUAAGCUCUGGUAUCAAAGCCAUGGAGAUCUCUCGCCGCGCCUACGAGCCCCGGCCCGCUUUCGCUGCUCCCCCGGCGGCUCCUUCGGAGGACGUCCGACCGAAAGAGAAACCCCCCCUUUCUGGGCCCGCCAUCGCCCACUCGAUGCAGUGCGCCGGCCUCGAAUGGCAGCACGCUGCCGACGCCUUCACAAGCGAGACGACGCCAACGCUGCAAGCGAACAUUGAGGACAUUCGCAGACACAUUGCCGUCGACCUAUCGGCUAUGACGCGUGCCGCGGCGGACGAGGCGGACGAGACAAGCCGCGACCUUGCCUUCGGUCAGCGGCUCAAGAUCAAGGCCGUCGUCGACGUCAUCGACAAGAUGCUGCGCCGGCGCCGCCGGCGUUUCCGCUGGGUGAGACGGGCGCUGUGGCUUGGUGUCGAGUGGGGUCUCGUGGGUAUCAUGUGGUACGUCUGGUUCGUCGUCAUGAUCCUCCGCGUCUUUGUCGGGUUCGGCAAGGGCGUCGUCGGCGGCGUGAGGUGGCUGCUGUGGCUGUAA